Nothobranchius furzeri (turquoise killifish) is the source of this 965-nucleotide messenger RNA. RefSeq names its product myosin, light chain 12, genome duplicate 1 (gene myl12.1). Gene Ontology annotation, cellular component: cytoplasm. Gene Ontology annotation, molecular function: calcium ion binding. Lineage: Eukaryota; Metazoa; Chordata; Actinopteri; Cyprinodontiformes; Nothobranchiidae. The record is from RefSeq and is a predicted model, not a curated record.
GUUCUGAGUUGGUUUCUUCCGAGGUUUUGUUCGGAACCUUCAACACCAGGAAGUGAAGGGCGGUGGUUGAGAAACGAAGUAGCACCUUAUUAGCCUUAAAGUUAUCUGGUUUUGUGAGAAAAAAGCGCCAAAAUGUCUAGCAAAAGGGCAAAGGGAAAGACCACCAAGAAGCGCCCUCAGCGCGCCACCUCCAAUGUCUUCGCCAUGUUUGACCAGUCUCAGAUUCAGGAGUUCAAGGAGGCCUUCAACAUGAUCGAUCAGAACCGAGACGGGUUUAUCGACAAAGAGGAUCUUCAUGACAUGCUUGCUUCACUGGGUAAAAAUCCAACAGAGGACUACCUGGACGCCAUGAUGAAUGAAGCUCCUGGACCAAUCAACUUCACCAUGUUCCUCACCAUGUUUGGAGAGAAGCUCAAUGGCACAGACCCCGAGGAUGUGAUCAGGAAUGCUUUUGCCUGCUUUGAUGAGGAGGGGACAGGUUUCAUUCAUGAGGAUUACCUCCGAGAACUGCUCACAACAAUGGGUGACCGCUUUACAGAUGAGGAGGUAGAUGAGCUCUACCGGGAGGCUCCCAUUGACAAGAAGAGUAACUUCAACUACGUGGAGUUCACGCGCAUCUUGAAGCACGGUGCCAGGGAAAAGGAUGAUUAAAGAGCCAAACCAGAUUGUUCCUCUGCCUCACCCCCUUACCCACACACCGCCUCUCCACCAUCAGCUAGAUCAUCGUGCUGCAUGUCUGUCUGAAUUUUCCUGUAAAGACCCUGUUUAAAACAAACCAAAGCAGUAAAUAUCCUCUUUGCUGUGAACUUGCAGUUUUGCCAAACGAGUUCUUAAAAUGUCAUGUUAAGAUGUGAAACAGGACUUAAGAAGCUUCAGGGGACACGACUUUGCAGUUCAUGUGAGCAUUUUUAGCUGAACUUUUACAUUUUAUAAUCUUUUUAAAUAAAGCCCUCUAUUAAACUGUA